AUCACAUGAUCCCACUCAGCACAAACGCGGAAGUCAUGGGUUCUCUCACGGGAACUAAUUGAAACGAAGGCAGCGAGCUGUCAAACAUGUCUCUUUAUCAACAAAACACACUUUUAGUGGUGUUGCUGAGCUAUAUUUACGCUACUGCGUCAAGCGAAGAAGCUAACGUCACACUUUCCGCUUCGGCAGUGGUCAAUUCGCCCGUUUUCAAGCCCGCGGAGGUGGACUCUUCCGCCUCGCUUCGGCUGUUGUCUACUUUCCCGGGCGACUUGGAGAUCAGCGACUACUGCAGCGAGCUGCUUCGCAUUUUUGGUGAGCGGUAUGUGGCCUAUGUCAACUGCCUGGUUCCGUCGGCACGGCCGGUUAAAGUGUGUCAGAACUGUUUCGCCAGCUAUGGCAGCCUGGUGACAACCUACGCGAACAUCUCUUCUGAGAUGGGUCCUGCCAAUGAGAGCUGCAGGGACAGUCUUCUUCGAGGAGAUCGACUGAUGAUGAUUUAUCUACUCUUCAACAACCUGAAGGACCUGUGGAUCAAAUCAGCCUGCGAUAACUGUAUUGUAGAUGGAUUCCAGAACCUAACUAAUGACUCGCUAUACUUCAUAUCCACCCUCAACCAAACUCUCAGCUGCUUUGAGAGAUACCAACAGGGGAACCACACCGAGCUGUGUACAAACUGUAAGAGCGUCUACAGGAGCCUCAAUGAGCUAUACAGCAGCAUGGAGAAGAACCAGACGUUGUGCAUCGACAUUGAGGAUGGGAUGAACAUGACCCGCAGACUGUGGAGUAAGAAUUUCAAUUGUUCCUUCCCCCGGGAGGAGACGGUGCCUGUCAUCGCCGUGUCCAGCUUCAUGCUCUUUCUGCCCAUCAUCUUCUACUUGAGCAGCUUCCUUCACUCGGAACAAAAGAAACGCAAGCUCAUACACCCCAAGAGGGCGAAGUCCUACACCUCCAGUCUGAUGAACAUCCAGGACAAGCAGAGCUGAUAGAAGCCAACUGGGUGAAAAUUGGCAUUUUGGAGGUUUGACUCUCUUCACAGCAGGUUGUUUACAGGCUGCAUUCACCUGUUGAUAUUUAAAGAACACAUUCACUUUAAAAUUGAAUUCCCUGGUAUUUUCAAUGUACAUCGGUAACACCAUUUUCCUGUCAUGUAUAUUGUACAACAAGCACACACUGUAAACUUGUCAUUAACUUAAGUUACCUUUUUAUUGCAGUUGUAACCAGACAUUAGGAUUUUUCACCCUUUAAGUUUGAUAGUGCGGUACGUUGUUACAUAUACAAUACACACAUUUUACACACAGAUUGUGAUUUGAUGUAAACUUAAUAUACAGGAGGUUGGUAUUACUUUAGGGCUUUUGGGCCUUGGCGGAGGUCUGCACAAGUCCCAUUCUACUUCAAGAUUAAACUCAUAUUGAGCAAUUUAAUAAGUCGUUAUUUAAUCUUGAUGUGUAAGAGGCCGGUUACUUCCUAGUAUGUGACUAUUAAUUACACAUGUUGGUGCACAAAGAUCCUACCCCAUCCGUGUGUGCAUGUUACACAUGACUGAAUGAGAGUAUGUGCUCUGGUUAUGGAUGGAGAAAUGGGUUUUAUGUCUGUAAUGCAUGUUCAGAAGAGAGCCACAGAAAAAGGAAGCACUUGAUGUCCAUUAGCGGUGACAUGUGUCUGCUGCGUGAAGAGGGUGCACAUCACUGGGUGUGUUUUGUUAUUAGGAGGGGAAAAAAAAAACAUCACAAGACAUAAGUCAUGAGAGCAGUCAGUAAUGCACUAAGAUGUUACCUGCCUCCUGAAAUCAGUCAUUAAUGGAUUCAUUCAUUUUUUUAAUCUAAUUUGUGCUUGUUUUUUUUAAUGUUUUGUUAAUUUAAUUUACACAUUAGAUUCAUGAGUGGUGAUGAGCAAAACAAAUAUUAGUCACUAAUGUCUCAUCACUGUUUUAAAUGCCUACAUUUCCUCAAUGAUUAGUGUGGAAACCCAUGAUUUUUUUAUGGCUGUGCCAAAGUCUUAUUUAAAAUAGGAUUAUCUAAAUAUAACAACCAUUCUAUGUAUGAGGUGUGUUAUAAAGCUGAACCGUUGAUAUAAUGGCUGGGUGAUUAAAGGUGCAGACAUGUCCCAAAAUCUAUGUGUUUUGAUCUGACAAAUCUUAAGUA
Messenger RNA from Doryrhamphus excisus (bluestripe pipefish), 2141 nucleotides. It is a transcript of the gene ostm1, whose product is annotated as osteoclastogenesis associated transmembrane protein 1. The record is from RefSeq and is a predicted model, not a curated record. NCBI's taxonomy places the organism in Eukaryota, Metazoa, Chordata, Actinopteri, Syngnathiformes, Syngnathidae. Gene Ontology annotation, cellular component: cytosol.